ACAGUUUUCAAGUAUAACCUUUCUUUUACGCGCCGAACGUCUUGCUCCCAAAAACGUGUCCCGUGUUGCUUCUAAAUUUUAUUUUUGAAUCUAGGAAUUAUGGCGGAUAUCGAAAUCAAGAAGGAAAAGAAAAAGAAAAAAAUCAAGGAAGAACCUAUUGAUUUGGAUGAUAUUGGUGUUUUGCAGAAAACUGGUGACUUUUCGGUGAAACCAUCGGAAAAAACGGCCAAGUUAGAUGCUUCACAAUGGCCAUUGCUAUUGAAAAGUUUUGACAAGUUGAACGUACGAACAAACCACUAUACACCAUUACCACAUGGUUCCUCUCCACUGAGUAGAGAUAUUAAGGAGUAUAUGAAGUCCGGCUUCAUUAAUUUAGAUAAACCAUCUAACCCCAGUUCACAUGAAGUAGUCGCAUGGAUAAAAAAAAUUUUGAAGGUUGAGAAAACUGGGCACUCUGGCACUCUCGAUCCGAAAGUCACUGGCUGUCUCAUUGUAUGUAUUGAUCGUGCCACGCGGCUAGUUAAAUCACAACAGAGUGCUGGCAAAGAGUAUGUAGCUAUCUUCAAAUUACAUUCGCCAGUCGAAUCGGUGGCUAAAGUUCGUCAAGGCUUGGAAAAGUUACGUGGUGCUCUUUUUCAACGACCACCCUUAAUUUCUGCAGUGAAAAGGCAGUUGCGGGUGCGUACUGUUUACGAUAGCAAACUACUAGACUAUGAUGAAGCGCGAAAUAUGGGUGUUUUUUGGGUUAGCUGUGAGGCUGGAUCUUACAUUCGAACCAUGUGCGUGCAUUUAGGCCUAGUCUUAGGCGUGGGAGGACAAAUGUUGGAAUUGAGACGUGUACGUUCGGGAAUACAGUCUGAACGCGAUGGUAUGGUCACCAUGCAUGAUGUAUUAGAUGCUAUGUACCUGUAUGAAAAUCACAAGGAUGAGACUAUGCUUCGGCGGGUAAUUAAACCUUUGGAAGGCUUACUUGUAAACCACAAGCGUAUCAUUAUGAAAGAUAGUUCGGUGAAUGCCGUGUGUUAUGGUGCCAAAAUUAUGUUACCUGGUGUUUUACGCUACGAAGAUGGUAUAGAGAUAGAUCAAGAAAUUGUCAUCGUAACUACUAAAGGUGAGGCGAUAUGUUUAGCAAUCGCACAGAUGACUACAGCAACAAUGGCAUCAUGUGAUCACGGUGUCGUGGCAAAGAUUAAACGAGUUAUAAUGGAGAGAGAUACUUACCCGCGUAAAUGGGGUUUGGGACCAAAGGCAUCGGCAAAGAAAGCGCUGAUAACGGCAGGGAAAUUGGACAAAUAUGGCCGCCCGAAUGAAAAUACUCCAAAAGAGUGGCUAACUGGUUUCGUUGAUUACAGUGCAAACAAACCAGCGCCAGCCGUAGCACCGCGAAGUGCACCAACAAAUGGUGCCAGUGCAGAAGAGGGUAAAAAGCGCAAACUUAGUGCAUCUAGCCAAGAUGAAAAUACCGCAGUAGUGACAGAUGCUGGUGUGGAAAAGAGUGAAAAGAAAAAGAAGAAGAAACACAAAUCAGAUAAAGAGGCUGCAGAAGAAAGCACGCAGGGUGUUGAUGCUGAAGAGACACAGGCGUCAGAAAAGAAAGAAAAGAAAAAGAAGAAGAAAAAGGAUAAAGAUAGGGAAAAGGAUGACCAGGAGUAAAAAUGGAUUUUAGCUUACACCUCAAUGAUUUAUUUUUCGUAUUCAUUAAGUAACUGCGUAAUAUGUUCAGUAAAGUUUGGUUUUUUUUUUCAAAACAGUUAUUUAAAUGCGAAGUCGGCUGAAAGAAUCUGUAUACUUAAAUAUAGCGCUUUCUAUAUUUUUGUACUAUUUGAUACAACAAGUUUAUUCGUUUUUAGUUCCAAUACAUUACAAUUAUUGUAGAUAUAAGGUUAAAUAAGUCUUAAAUGUAAACUUCACUGCAAUUUUUCAUGCUGUGCAAAUGUGUUAAAGGCUGCUUACUAAAAAUACAUUAGUAUAUAGAAAACAUCGCUUUAUUUAUAUCGAUUAAUGGCCCUAUUAUGUGUGGCGACUGAUAGCUGAUGUGCAACCAUCUACUCAAAUUCGCAUUACGUAUGGCAACUGGCUACUGACUGUCGGCUACUGAGUCUAGUAGUGCAACCUUCUCUUUCCCCCUUAUGACAAUUUUUUUAUUUGUUAACACAAAUAGUUAAACACAUUGGAAAGUUGCCAAUUACUAAGCAAUGUACAUGUCAAAAAAGUAGAUUCAGAUGUUGUCUGCGCUUUUCUGUCUACUGAGAUUAAUCGCUACACAUAAUACAAAGUACGAUACUGGUAGGCAUGGCCACUAGACCGGCAACUAGACACCAGUCGCCAUAUACAAUAUGGCCAUAAGUUUUAUGACAUUUUCGCCAUAAUAUUUGGGUCACGAAAGUUCCACAUAGAGGUAUGUAAAAUAAUUUCCGAAUCUUUUACGUAUCUGAUUUUGGCGAAGCGAACGGUUUGGUGGAGCGAAUUUAAGGGCAGGGAAGGCAUUAAAAGUUUUCGCGAUGCAAAGAACUUCCACAAGCUGGUAAAAAAGAACACUCUUAAUGCAUAUUUAAGUUGCGUCCGCCAAUCCAUUCGCUUCGCCAAACCGUUCGCUUCGCCAAAUUCAUUCGCUUCGCAGGUGAUAAUACCGCCCUUAUAUGCAUAAAUUUAGUAAAAGAAGUUUUUUAUUUCACAGAAUCGGAGGAUUUCAUGCUAUGUACUAUAUAAUUUUUUUGGAGCCAACAAAUAAUCUAAAGCGCAAGCCCAAAGAUAGGGUAAGUUUUAAACCUAAGGCUUCAAUGAAGAACUAACUUUCGCCCCUAACUGAAGAUUUUUACACGAUGAAUGCGAUUGAUUGAUCUUACUGGGGUGGUGGAGUUAGUGUUGUGUUGCUAAUCUGAACUCUUUUGUGUCGUGGAGGCGGUUCGGUUUGUGCAGCAUGGGGCCACGAAUGACGCGGUCCACUGCGGAUGAGACCUAACACCUGAGCAAGUGCUGAGAUGACUCCACCUUCACCCCUAACUGAAAAUAUUUACACGAUGAAUGCGAUUUAUUGGUCUUUAAUUUAAUUUAAUCUUUUUCCCUGUUUAUAAAUUGCCUAAUUGAAAUGUAAUUUGUUUCUAGGUUCGCUCAUUGCAUCAGGUGUGUUUCACGAUCUUAAUUAUCACAUAAAAUGUUCGCUCAUUGCAUCACGUGUGUUCUACGAUCUAAAUUAUCAUUUAAAAUGUUCGCUCAUGUGAUGUAACGAUCUAAAUUAUCAUUUAAAAUGAAGACAAUGACAAUGUUCAGUAAGAAGCCGCUAAGUUCAUCGGAUUGGUGAUUGUGCGAUCACCAAAAUUUUGAGGAAAUAUUGCUAUCGAAACUGAUAACGUAACAUAGUCGGAUGAGCAAGGUCAUCUAGAAGACUAA
Messenger RNA from Rhagoletis pomonella (apple maggot), 3390 nucleotides. RefSeq names its product H/ACA ribonucleoprotein complex subunit 4 (gene Nop60B). The transcript is spliced from 9 exons. Gene Ontology annotation, cellular component: box H/ACA snoRNP complex. NCBI's taxonomy places the organism in Eukaryota, Metazoa, Arthropoda, Insecta, Diptera, Tephritidae. The coding region runs from base 100 to 1653 and encodes 517 amino acids. Gene Ontology annotation, molecular function: RNA binding; pseudouridine synthase activity. Gene Ontology annotation, biological process: snRNA pseudouridine synthesis; rRNA pseudouridine synthesis; mRNA pseudouridine synthesis. The record is from RefSeq and is a predicted model, not a curated record.